AUGUGGCAUGUCACUCCCAUGUUUAACAGGAAAGUGCUCUCACCCUCAAAUUAUUAUUACAACCCCGCAAAAUCAGAACAGAAAGAAGAAUACCAGGACGAUGAAAGUAAUAACAGUAACAAUGAAAAUGAAGGAGAAGGACCAUUCCUCACCAUUCCUACAUUGCUUGAUCUAUCUUCAGAUGAUGAUUUGUUAUCUUUUGUUUACUAUCAUAAAAGCUGUCCACAAGCUGAAGCCAUUAUCAAUAGGAAAGUUAAAGAAUGGGUGAAGAAGGACUAUACUUUUGCUGCCAGUCUCCUUCGCUUGCACUUCCAUGAUUGUGCUGUUAGGGGUUGUGAUGCCUCCAUUUUGUUAAACCAUGAAGGAAGUGAAAGGACAGCAAAUGCAAGCAAAAGCCUUAGAGGGUUUGAAAUAAUUGAUGAUAUAAAAGCAGAGAUUGAGAAGAAAUGCCCAAAAACUGUGUCUUGUGCAGACAUUCUAGCAGCAGCCAGUAGAGAUGCUACUGUUCUUCUUGGAGGUCCAUACUGGAUGGUGAAUUAUGGAAGGAAAGAUGGCAAAGUUUCUCUUGCUAAGGAAGCUGAUCUAACUGUGCCGAUGGGUCGGGAGAGCAUUACUAGUUUGAUUGAGUUCUACCAAUCUCAGGGCCUUAACGUGCUUGAUUUGGUUGUUCUUUCAGGUGCGCAUACAAUUGGGAGGACUACAUGUGGUUCAAUACAACAUAGGCUCUACAACUUUGAAGGAAGUGGCAAGGCAGACCCAUCUCUUGACGAAAAGUAUUUGAACUUCUUGGUAAGAAAAUGCAGAUGGGCAUCAGAAUAUGUGGAUCUUGAUGCUACAACUCCAACCACUUUUGAUCUUGAGCACUUCAAGAACCUCCAAAGAAAUAUGGGACUUAUCUCCUCAGACCAAUUGCUAUUCUCUGAUCCAAGAACUGCUCCUCUUGUUAAUACAUUAGCUUCUGCUCCCUCAGUUUUCCAUUACCAGUUUGGUGUUUCCAUGGCUAAGCUUGGCAAUAUUCUUGUCCCUUCUGUUCAAGAUGAUGGUGAAGUUAGAACUGUUUGCUCCUCUGUUAACUCUAAUAGUUACUAGCCUUUUGUUUUCUUUUUUUUCAUGGUGUAAUGAGGUUUCUUGCUUCUAUAUCUCUU
This is a messenger RNA of Jatropha curcas, 1145 nucleotides long. The record is from RefSeq and is a predicted model, not a curated record. Lineage: Eukaryota; Viridiplantae; Streptophyta; Magnoliopsida; Malpighiales; Euphorbiaceae.